AUGCAUCUUAGGAUGUUUGAGGUGUGUAAAGACUGGUGUAAUAACAAUGGAUACGAUGUAAUUGGAGGAUAUUUGUCACCUGUUGGUGAUGCCUAUAAGAAGCCUACAUUGAUACCAUCGAGAUAUAGAGUGGAUAUGGUGAACGCUGCACUAGAGUCAUCGGAUUGGCUCAGUAUUGAUACAUGGGAGUGCAAGAGACCAGAGUUCACUCCAACUCGACAAGUAAUGGAUCACCUCUGUGAUGUUGUCAACGAACACCUACAGACCGCCAACAACAGUGGACAACCUCCAGUUCAGAUCAAGCUGAUUGGAGGUGCAGACAUGCUGGGCACAUUCAAUGUUCCAAAACUAUGGGCAGAGACCGAUAUGGACAUCAUAACUUCAUCAAAGUAUGGACUGUUGUGCUUGGAGAGGAUUGGCUCAAACAUUAGGGACAUCAUUGCUGAGAACCCGAUACUCACAAAGAAUGCAGAUAAUAUCAAGGCGAUUGAUGUUGGUGUACUCAAUGAUAUAUCUUCGACAAAGUUGCGCGAGUUGAUCAGGAAUGACAGGUCGAUCAAGUACCUCACACCAGACUCUGUCAUUGACUACAUCAAGCGCAAUGACCUCUAUCGCACUCUCCCUCCAACUCCCACGCCGAUCCACACAGCUGCUGCAAUCGAUAUCAGCAGCAGCAGCAGCAGCAACAACUAG
Acytostelium subglobosum LB1 is the source of this 693-nucleotide messenger RNA. RefSeq lists its product as hypothetical. Lineage: Eukaryota; Evosea; Eumycetozoa; Acytosteliales; Acytosteliaceae. The transcript is spliced from 3 exons. The record is from RefSeq and is a predicted model, not a curated record. Gene Ontology annotation, biological process: NAD+ biosynthetic process. Gene Ontology annotation, molecular function: nicotinate-nucleotide adenylyltransferase activity; nicotinamide-nucleotide adenylyltransferase activity. Bases 1 to 693 code for a protein of 230 amino acids.